Fomitopsis serialis is the source of this 3132-nucleotide messenger RNA. Its product is annotated as RNA ligase-domain-containing protein. Gene Ontology annotation, molecular function: ATP binding; phosphoric diester hydrolase activity; RNA ligase (ATP) activity. The record is from RefSeq and is a predicted model, not a curated record. Gene Ontology annotation, cellular component: nuclear inner membrane. Bases 200 to 2770 code for a protein of 856 amino acids. Lineage: Eukaryota; Fungi; Basidiomycota; Agaricomycetes; Polyporales; Fomitopsidaceae. Gene Ontology annotation, biological process: tRNA splicing, via endonucleolytic cleavage and ligation. The transcript is spliced from 4 exons.
CACACAACGGGCGCCUGUACAGCACAAGUACUUGAACACUGGCACGUCCUUCGCAGGAACUGCAAUCAUUCGGUCUUCACUUCGUCUACUGUGUCUCCUGUUCCGGCUGACCCAUCCAACAAAACAUAGGAGAAGCUUUACCACCACUCUAACCGUACCAGGGCGGAAGUCGCCGCGAGUCAUUUGCCAGCGCUCAAGAAUGGAGAGUCAGAUGGCGAGUCAGCCUGCAAUCACUACCCCGCAACGUACAGAAACGAGCUCUACGAAAAUAAACACUACAAAUGAAGAGACAGAUUCUGUUGCAACGCAGAAAGAUCCUAUCCCUACUGUCGAUGCGGCCGAGAAAGAUGCCAUCUUCAACUCCAUCCACAUUGAUCCAGAGGAUUCGCAGCUCAUCGAGGACCUCUUCCGCAUCUCAAAAAAGAGCCCUAAGCUUGUGCGGUCCACGGCGUACACUGCACCCGCAGACCCAAACAUCGUACUUCGGAGUUGGAAGAUGAACGAGUUCAAGUACUACGACGUGCCUUCACCAUUCCCAACGCUUGCGAGAGGCUUGUUCACCCAAGAGAUCAAGAAAGGUGACCAAGUGAAGCACCGGAUCGUUGCGCGCGGUUAUGACAAAUUCUUCAAUAUCGGCGAGGUGCCAUGGACACAUUGGGCAUCACUUGAGAGCCACACAGGCCCUCCGUACACUCUUACCCUCAAGUCGAACGGGUGUAUCAUCUUCAUAGCUGCGCUAACACCCACGAAGCUCGUCGUCACGUCCAAGCAUGCGCUGGGCCCCUCGAACAACACUCCCGAGAGUCACGCCCAGGUCGGCGAGCGCUGGCUGCGGAAGCAUCUCGCCGAUGCAGGAAAGACGGAAGAGCAGCUCGCAAAGACACUCUGGGACCAAAACCUGACCGCCGUCGCAGAGCUCUGCGAUGACUCGUUCGAAGAACACGUCCUCCCAUACGGCCCUGAUCUGACAGGUCUCCACCUCCAUGGCCUCAACGAAUGCACCAAGCGCUUCCGGACAAUGGACCAGCCCGCCGUCGACGCCUUCGCGCGCGAGUGGGGCUUCAUCGUCACCAAAUGCAUCGUCCUGCACACCGUCCCCGAGGUCAAGGCCUUCACCGAGGAGAUCGGGCGCACAGGUAAGUGGGACGGCGAGUCGCUCGAGGGCUUCGUCGUGCGCACGCGCGUCGUGGACCCGCCGACGAAGGGCGGAAAGCCCGCGAGCGCGUCGCCGUACGCGCCCGGCUCGUCGUUCUUCUUCAAGGUCAAGUUCGACGAGCCGUACAUGAUGUACCGCGACUGGCGCGAGGUCACGAAGAGCCUCCUGUCGAAGGGCCCGCUCGUCGCGAACGUGCCGAAGGGGAAGCUGCGCAGGCCGGAGACGAGGGUGUACGUGGACUGGGUCAUCGGCGAGAUCAGGCGCGAUAAGAGCCAGUUCGACACGUACGCGCGGGGGAAGGGCAUCAUCGCCACGCGCGAGCGCUUCUUGAAGUGGCUGGAGAGCAACGAGGGGCGGUCGGCGGAGAAGACAGCGGAGGAGAAGCAUGACGAGAGCAGUAUGAACGGGGCGGCCGACUCGCAUAAACAGUUCGGCAAGACGAUCAUCGUUCCGGUCGCCGUUCCUGGCGUGGGCAAGACCAGUGUCGCCGUCGCGCUGUGCCACCUCUUUGGAUUCGGCCACAUGCAGAGCGACGACGUGAAAGCGAAGAAGCCCGCGCCCGUCUUCAUCAAGAACGUCGUGGGUCUGCUCAAGACGCACGACGUCGUGAUCGCAGACAAAAACAACCACCUCAAGCAGCACCGUCAGCAGCUGCGCGAGGCGACGGCGAACAUGAAGCCUCCCGUACGGCUCCUGGCUCUCAACUGGUCAUUCGACGUCCCCCUGAGCACGAUCCACCGCAUCUGCGCGGACCGGAUCACAGAGCGGGGCGAGAACCACCAGGCCCUCGUCGCGGGCGCGCACGAGACCGUCGUCUGGCAGUUCCUAAAGAACGCGGAGGAACUGACGGACGACGAGGUCGACGUGUCCGUCGAGAUGGAGUGGGAGGAGAGCCUCGAGGACUCGCUCGCCCGCGUGGUAGACGCGUGCGUCCGGAUCCUGGGCGUGCAGCGGCCGGACCAGGAGAAGUUCGGGGAGGCGCUGGCGGUCGCCCGGGGCUACAGGGCACCGACGACGAAGAGGAAGGCGGCGGGCGAGCAGGGGAAGAAGGAGAGGAAGGAGCCGCCGCCGAGGUACUACGGCAUCCUCGCGGAGGUGGACCUGGAGGGCGUGCUGGGGAAGCGGUUCAAGGAGGCGGAUGCCCCGCAGGCGGGCAAGACGUUCUGGGAGAGGCUGGCGAAGGGGAAGCGGGUGGCGGCGAGGCCGCACGUCACGGUCGUGCACUCGAAAGCGCUGCCGGAGCAGACGGCGCUCUGGGAGCUCUGCCGCGGCUUGCAGGACGAGGCGCCGCCCCUGUUCAGCUUCCGGCUCGGGCACGUCGUGUGGAACGAGCGGAUCAUGGCGGCGACCGUGGUCGACUUUGCGGUGUCCCUUGACGACGGCAACGCGGCAGCGGAGAAGAAGGGUUUAGACUUCGUGUUGAAGCUGCCAACGGACGUGAAGGACAGGAUGCAUAUCACGGUGGGGACGCGGGACAAGGAGGUGGCUCCUGUGGAGGCGCGGUCGCUUGUCUGGGACUGGAAGCAGAAGGGUGAUAGGGUGGGGGCUGGGGUGGGCUCUGUAGAGCUCAAGGACGUGUGGGUGAAAGGGAGGGUAAAGGGCUUGAUCAGCUAGGCCCCCAUAGUGCGCCUGGUGGAGGAUCUAUGGACUUUGUUCGCUAGCAAUCUGGAAUACAUGGUCGAAACACUACUCAAUAUCUAUCACAUCUGUACGACCUCUCCGUUGCACCGCACAUUAUGUACACUCCAAACCAAAUUGUAAAAAUAUAGCCGGUCGCAGCUCGCUGCAUACAUCCUAGUUUGUCUUCGGCAGAGGUGUCUGGUCUGGCGCCACUAAGAUCGUCGGGCGCUGUAUACGCUGACGUGGAAUCCUCUGCCUCCACGGGUCUUUCGUCGGCACGUCUUUCUCAGCUCUUUGCAAGCACAAGCCCCCGCCCUGAUGGGCGCCGCACUCACCCUCCUCCCGCCGCCUGCCGC